Exophiala viscosa is the source of this 703-nucleotide messenger RNA. Its product is annotated as ubiquinol-cytochrome c reductase subunit 7. Bases 266 to 640 code for a protein of 124 amino acids. NCBI's taxonomy places the organism in Eukaryota, Fungi, Ascomycota, Eurotiomycetes, Chaetothyriales, Herpotrichiellaceae. The record is from RefSeq and is a predicted model, not a curated record. Gene Ontology annotation, biological process: mitochondrial electron transport, ubiquinol to cytochrome c. The transcript is spliced from 4 exons.
CAACAACGUGCACAACUUCCAAUUGUUGGAAGAGGUCACAUGCUGUCAGGUGCAAUUAUGUAAGCGGUUUGUCAGGUUUGCACUGGAGCUGUCUUGGACCAAUCAUCGGCGACCCUUUUCCACAGACCUGCCAAGGGCCCGGGAAACUUCAUUCGACUGCGAUGAGAGCUUCAAGGUGCAGUCCAUCGACCUUCGACUUAUCUUCGACCAAGCGACCUAGCACCACGGCAUUCUAGGCCAAGUACCCCAGCCCAUUUCCGUCAAGAUGUCUGCCCCUUCGAUGGCCCCGUACAUCCUCAAGCGACCAUGGCUCAAGAGAUGGAUGAUGCCCCUAGCGAAUUGGUACGCCGAAGCUGCCGGAUACAGACAAUUGGGUCUCAAAGCCGAUGAUCUGAUCCCUGAAGAAAACGAUAUUGUGCAGCUUGCGCUCAAGAGAUUGCCACCCAAGGAAGCAUACGACCGCGUGUUCAGACUGAGAAGAGCUUUCCAGUGCUCCCUCGCCCAUCAAUUACUACCUGCCGCGGAGCGGACCAAACCUGAAGAAGACAAAGAAUACCUCAGCCCCAUCAUUCGACAAAUCGAAGCCGAAUUGAAGGAACGCGCUGAUCUCGACUCUGUUACUGUCGAGCGGAAAAAAUAGAAGCAUAGGUUGGGUGGAGUUGACGGAUGAUUCAAUGCAUUAAACUUGAAGCUGGGUUUCAGC